AUCGAACCGACGCUGGCCGCACUGGACUUCUUUUUUUUUUUCCCAAUUUCUGAUCGGGACAGCACGAUCAACGCGCUCCGGUGUCCCAACGAACCAAGCCCGCACUGCCGAUCGCGAACGAGCGACUCCACCGCCACCGCCACCCUGCGGCGGCCCACGACGUCUCUUCUGCGUUUCGCGGCCAGACAGAUGGCCGGAAGGUGAGGCCGAUCGCCUGCCGGUGGCGGCGGAGGUGACUGGGGUUAUGGAGGGCGGUGGCGCUGGCGGGGAGGUGGAUGCGGACGCGCUGGAGUACACGCCGACGUGGAUCGUCGCGGGGGUCUGCUCCCUCAUCGUGACCAUCUCCCUCGCCGCCGAACGAUGCCUCCAUUACCUCGGCAAGACGCUCAAGAGGAAGCACCAGAAGGCGCUCUUCGAGGCCCUCCUCAAGGUGAAAGAAGAGCUGAUGCUUCUGGGGUUCAUCUCUCUGCUGAUGACGGUGUCGCAAGACGUGAUCCAAAGGACAUGCAUCCCUCCCAGCUGGACCAACUACUUGCUGCCCUGCAAGAAGAUGGAGGAGCAUUCUGUUGCCGCUCUCGGCGGUCGCAGGCUGCUUCCUAGGAAUGCGCCGCGGUCCGACCAUUGCAGAAACAAGGGAAAAGUUCCUUUGCUGUCGCUCGAAGCGUUACAUCAGUUGCAUAUUUUCAUUUUUGUUCUGGCCAUCACCCAUGUGAUUUUCAGUGUUCUGACCAUGGUUUUAGGAGGCGCCAAGAUUCGCCAAUGGAAACAAUGGGAGACUGAAAUUCAUAAAAACAAUGCAGGAAACGGACCUAAGAAGUUGACCAACGUUCAACAAUUUGAAUUUAUCAGGGAACGUUUUAAUGGUGUUGGCAUGGAGUCUACGGUGUUGAGCUGGAUGCAUUCUUUUGUUAAGCAGUUUUAUGCGUCAGUCACUAAAUCGGACUACGCGACCAUGCGACUCGGUUUCAUCAUGACGCAUUGCCGAGGAAACCCAAAAUUUGGCUUUCACAGAUACAUGGUGCGGGCUCUGGAGGCUGAUUUCAAGAAGGUAGUUGGCAUAAGGUGGUACCUGUGGAUAUUCGUGGUGAUAUUCAUGUUGCUGAACGUCAAUGGCUGGCACACCUACUUCUGGAUCUCCUUCCUUCCUCUCAUCCUGCUGCUGGCCGUGGGCACGAAGCUGGAGCACGUGAUAGCUCAGCUGGCGCACGACGUCGCGGAGAAGCACUCGGCGAUCGAGGGCGACCUGGUGGUGAACCCGUCGGACGAGCACUUCUGGUGCGGUAAGCCGAGGGUGAUCCUCUACCUGAUCCACUUCAUCCUCUUCCAGAACGCCUUCGAGAUCGCGCUCUUCUUCUGGAUCCUCACCACCUACGGCUUCAACUCGUGCAUCAUGGACCACGUCCCGUUCAUCGUGCCGAGGCUCGUCAUCGGGUGGGUGGCAAUCCAUCGUCUCACUCUUCUCAUUAUGAAGAAAAAGAAGCAAGCAAACAGCCAUGUUUUUCAAGUUCAGGCUCAAAGACAGCUGUUGGUUUUGCCCUUUGCUUGCAGGGUCGUCAUCCAGCUGCUGUGCAGCUACAGCACCCUGCCGCUGUACGCGAUCGUGGCGCAGAUGGGGACCUUCUUCAACAAGGAGAUCUUCGACGAGCACAUCCAGCAGGGGCUGGUGGGGUGGGCGCAGAAGGCCAGGAUGAGGACAGAGUUAUCCAAGGAUGCUGCUGCCGCAGCCGCGGCCGGACCCACCAGGCACGGCGCGUCCUCCCGGCUGGAGAUGCUGCGGCGAGCCGCCGCCAUGAUGCAGUGCCGCCGCUCACUGCCAAGGUAGAUUGAAGUGUCAUGUAUCAGU
Triticum aestivum (bread wheat) is the source of this 1843-nucleotide messenger RNA. Its product is annotated as MLO-like protein 1. Bases 245 to 1822 code for a protein of 525 amino acids. Lineage: Eukaryota; Viridiplantae; Streptophyta; Magnoliopsida; Poales; Poaceae. The transcript is spliced from 12 exons. Gene Ontology annotation, biological process: defense response. Gene Ontology annotation, cellular component: membrane. The record is from RefSeq and is a predicted model, not a curated record.